This is a messenger RNA of Cinara cedri, 1099 nucleotides long. NCBI's taxonomy places the organism in Eukaryota, Metazoa, Arthropoda, Insecta, Hemiptera, Aphididae. The record is from the annotation of a GenBank genome assembly.
AUGGAGCCGGGUGUAGCCGCUGCUAUAGGUAAUUUAACGUAUACGAUUAAGUAACGAUAAACCAUUGCUUAGGAAUAAAUGAUUCUGAGUGGAGUUCAGUUGAUUGUGAUGCUUUGUCAACAAUAUAUAUAUAUAUUGUCAUAUUAUAGUAAAAUAAUUAAAUAGGCUUUAUGUAUUUAGUUUAAUAAUAUUUGUUAAAUGUUGUACUGAUUUUCCGGUUUUCCUAUGUUUUUUCCCAGUUUUUCACAUUUUCUGGGAAAACUUCUGAGAAAAUCGAAAAAUAACCCUUCUAUUAAAUCCCCAGUCGGUUUUCCAUUUAGAAACAUCGCUAUCGUUAUAAAUUGGAGUAAAAUUACCUGGUAGAAAAGUUGUCCACAGAAAAAAAAAAUAAACAUCAUUGUAAAUCCAUAAGCUUCUUCAUUCCAUUCAGAAUCUAAAAUUCGUCAUCAGAUAUAUCACAGUAAAAAUGUAAAACGUGACCGAGUAUAAACUAUUAAAUGAAGGAAUGCAUAGAAAUAAAUAUAUAAUUCACUUAUCAUAAAACUCCAGCCGACGCAUUCAUUCAUUUAUUUAUUUUUUAUUUUUAUAUAUAAUUUUUUUAUUUAUACAUAUAUAUUUACGAGUAUUAAUCAUUUAAAUAAUUUUGUUUUUACUUUAUUAUUUUGUUUUUUAUUUAUGAUUUGGUGGUAUUAUUUAUAGAUGUCAAUAUGCUAAAAACACCUGUCGAACGUUCACGAGAAUAUAGAGCUCGGAAAAAAUUAUUGAAAAAACAAAAACCACCCGCACAAACAGCAUCACAGCGUAAAGGAAAAUAUAUGGCUCGACAGAAGGCUUUAAGAAAUGCUGUCACCACUAUUGUAGAGAAUGAAACACUGAUGAAGUUCUCUAGAUCACGUGAAUCCAGACAAUCCACAAUUCAGUACUAGCAGAGAUGAUGGUAACAUUUUGUAUAGUUAUUUAUGUGACCAAACUGGACAGGCUAAAGUUCCUGUUGAACAAGCUCAGGAAAAAAUGUUCGUUCAAGAUGAUAUGCAUUAGGUCAAUGCACAGUGAAUCUGACUCAACUACAACCAAAAGGACUAAAAAAGCAUGCGCAUGA